This is a messenger RNA of Aspergillus wentii DTO 134E9, 966 nucleotides long. Its product is annotated as dihydrodipicolinate synthase family protein. NCBI's taxonomy places the organism in Eukaryota, Fungi, Ascomycota, Eurotiomycetes, Eurotiales, Aspergillaceae. The transcript has a single exon. Gene Ontology annotation, molecular function: 4-hydroxy-tetrahydrodipicolinate synthase activity. The record is from RefSeq and is a predicted model, not a curated record. Bases 1 to 966 code for a protein of 321 amino acids.
AUGUCUUUCCCUCGUAUCCCCCCCUCUGGCGUCUGGGUUCCCGCCGUGACAGCCUUCAACCACGAAACCGACACUCUCGACGUCGAAGCCCACAAGAAAUACUGUCUCUACCUCUCCAAAUGCCUCACCGGCCUCGUCAUCCUAGGCACCAACGCCGAAGCCUUCCUCCUCACCCGCGAAGAACGCGCCCAAGCCAUCAGCGCCGCCCGUGAAGCCGUCGGCCCCAACUACCCCAUCAUGGCCGGCGUGGGCGCCCACUCCACCAAGCAAGUCCUGGAACUCGCCAACGACGCAGCCCAGGCCGGCGCAAAUUACCUCCUCGUCCUGCCACCCGCAUACUUUGGCAAAGCCACCACCCCAGCAACUGUGAAGCGCUUCUUCGCCGAUGUAGCCGCCAAAGCACCCCUCCCCGUCGUGGUGUACAACUUCCCCGGCGUGACGAACGGAGUGGAUAUCGACUCGGAUACCAUCACCGAGAUCGUGCGGGCCUCGGCGGCGGCCAGUCCGAAUGGCGUCAGUAACGUGGUUGGGGUGAAACUCACCUGUGCGCAGGUCGGGAAGAUCACCCGAUUGACGGCGGCGUUUGGCCCAGACGAGUUUGCUGUUUUUGGUGGGCAGUCGGAUUUCCUCCUCGGAGGGUUAUCCGUGGGGUCGGCGGGGUGCAUUGCGGCGUUUGCCAAUGUCGUGCCCAAGACGAUCAUGCAGAUUUACCGAUUGUACAAGGCGGGACAGGUGGAGGAGGCGUUGGCGCUGCAUCGCAAGGCGGCGCUGGCGGAGAGCCCGUGCAAGAGUGGGAUUGCAUCGACCAAGUAUGCAGCGGCUGUUUUUGCGGCCUCGAGGGCUGGAGUGGAGAAUGCAGAGGAGAAAUUCAAGCCGCGGACUCCGUAUGAAGGGCCCGGUGAUGCGGUCAAGGAGAAUGUGAGGAAGGUCAUUGCCGAAGUGGGUGCGAUUGAAGAUACUCUAUAG